AGCACGUGACUGGGGAGAUGGCAACUGCGGCAUUGCUUUCGUUUUGAAAUCAUAAAUACGCGAUUAUAUUGUCUUAUUUUUUUGUUAUAUUAGCACUAAUUACUCGUAGUGAUCAUUUUCAGGAUCUUCUACUAAAAGUGAGACGCUCCGCUCUUUUAAUCUGAGAGUCUACGUCUGAUCAGAUUAACUCGUUAGCUGCCACUUUGUUGCAUUGUAACGUCAACUGAACAGGAUGAGCUAACUUGGCUACCGUUCAUUUCACAAACUCGGGAUUUUUGAAAAACUGAAUAAAAGAUGUCUCAGAGGAAGAGAGUCGCGGCUGUGGGCUCCCAGACCAAACAUUUCAGGCGGUCACAGCAGGUUGUCCUGGAUGAGGAUGAUGGUGACAUGUCCUUAACGCAGCCAACGUCAUCCCAGGUCCAAAAGGCCAGGGAGAACUUCACACCUGUUCAGGUGGAUCGUAAGGUUGCUGAAGUGGUACAAUUCAUCCUGAUAAAGGACCAGAAGAAAAUACCCAUCCGCAGAGCAGAUAUUGCCAAACAUGUAAUAAAGGAGUACAAAGCCUUGUACCAGGACAUCAUGAAGAGAGCUGACCGCACAUUUGAGCAGGUUUUUGGGCUAAAGCUUGUAGAGAUAGACUCCAAGAAUCAUAUUUAUAUCCUCGUCAACAAGCUGCAGCCUGUGCCUGGGGAGCCGAUCAGCAUGUGUCCUGGAAACCCGAAGACAGGACUUCUGUUCGUCAUUCUCAGUAUAAUUUUCAUGAAGGGAGGAACAGUUAAAGAAAAUGUGGUUUGGAACACCUUGAAGAAAUUGAGAGUGGAUGUAGGGGAGAAGCAUGAAGACUUCGGUGAUGUGAAGAAAGUGAUCAUCGAUGAGUUUGUGCGACAAAAAUACCUGGAGUACGUGCGAAUUCCCCACACUGAUCCGCUGGAGUUUGAGUUUCGCUGGGGCCAGAGGGCUGAGAAGGAGGUGUCCAAGAUGAAAGUGCUCGAAUUCAUCGGAGAGCUACACAACCAAGAGCCCCAGUCUUGGACUCAGCAAUACAGGGAGGCCACUUCUGUAGAAACCAGCCAGAGAUAGCAGAACAGAACAAGAGAUUCGGGGUGGAGGCGUGUGUGUGUCUGUCUGUGUGUAUAAGAUUGAUGCUAUUGGGAUAUACAAACCACUUAAAAGCUUUUCAACUCUGUGUCAAGUAGAAUAACUACUUACUGAGCAAAAGCUGGUUCAGAAAGUUAGUUCAUUUUCAAGGUGUAAUUGUUUUAUACACAAUUUGAAAACACCGGCUUUUCUUUACCUUGUAUGAACAUUUCAUGAUUAAUGAACCAACAGAAAUUGUGCUUGUUAAAUGCACUUACCCUAAAGCUGAGACCAGGUUCUCGUCUCCUCUAACGGUAACAUUAGGAGAUAACUGUGUAAAAGUCUUAAAAAUUCUUGUUACCUUUCUUUUGUGCUGCAAUAGAAUUAAGGUGAUAUUAAUGUUAUAUAAUUAUAAGCUGAAUGUCUUAGCUACAGAUGUCGGGUGGACAUAAAGAAGUAAAAAAAAAAAAAAAAAAGUUAAAAUAUUUUGAGGUUACUUUUUUAUACCAGCAAUUUCCACAGUAAUGUAAGAUUCUGUAUUUUUAACUU
This is a messenger RNA of Pygocentrus nattereri (red-bellied piranha), 1626 nucleotides long. It is a transcript of the gene ndnl2, whose product is annotated as necdin-like 2. The record is from RefSeq and is a predicted model, not a curated record. Gene Ontology annotation, cellular component: nucleus. Lineage: Eukaryota; Metazoa; Chordata; Actinopteri; Characiformes; Serrasalmidae. The coding region runs from base 295 to 1080 and encodes 261 amino acids. The transcript has 10 exons.